Messenger RNA from Hylaeus anthracinus, 2118 nucleotides. RefSeq names its product glucose dehydrogenase [FAD, quinone]-like. Bases 42 to 1961 code for a protein of 639 amino acids. Gene Ontology annotation, molecular function: oxidoreductase activity, acting on CH-OH group of donors; flavin adenine dinucleotide binding. Lineage: Eukaryota; Metazoa; Arthropoda; Insecta; Hymenoptera; Colletidae. The record is from RefSeq and is a predicted model, not a curated record. The transcript is spliced from 2 exons.
UGAGUCGUUAGUCUCAUUUUCCUGUUUGAAACCCAUUCAAAAUGAACAUCUUCAAACGCUCCUUCCUUCUCGUCUCGGUACUUUUCCUGUCAUCCGUCCACGUCCUAUUCUUUCAGUCGUGCGUGCACGCCCAAGAAAGACUAACCACUCCGACGGAAAACAUCUUAAACACGGGACUAGGCGCGCUGAAUUUCCUCUGCGACAUGGAGAGGUUCGCACGGACCGCUCAACCGAAUAUGUCGCCUUCGCCGAAUUCCGUGUACGAUUUCAUCGUGGUGGGCGCUGGAACGGCUGGUGCAGCCGUGGCGUCCAGGCUGAGCGAGAUCAAGAGCGUCAAAGUUCUCCUGAUCGAGGCGGGUCCUGAGGAAAGCCUGCUCAUGGACAUCCCGCUGCUGGCGUCGUUCUUGCAACCGAUGGACGAGAUCAAUUGGAAGUACGAGACGGAGCCAUCCGACAAUUACUGCAUAGGACUCAAGCAACACAAAUGCCGAUGGCCCAGAGGUAAAGUGAUGGGCGGUAGCAGCGUUCUGAACUACAUGAUAGCCACCAGAGGCAACCCUCUGGACUACGAUCGCUGGGCCAAGAUGGGCAAUCCUGGCUGGGCUUACAAGGACGUUCUCAAAUACUUCAAGAAACUGGAGAACGUGCAAAUACCGGAUAUAAGGAAGGACAAGAAGUUCCGUGGUACGAAAGGCCCAGUGAGCCUGGACUACGCGCCUUAUCACACGCCGAUGUUGCCAGCGUUCCUGGAGGGCGGCCAGGAGCUCGGGUAUCCUCUGGUGGACUACAACGGGGAGAAACAGAUCGGAUUCUCGAAGAUACAGGCGACCAUGUACCGUGGAUAUCGUAUGAGCAGCAACAGAGCGUAUCUGACCGGGAGGAGCAUGCCAAAUCUUCACGUGACGAAGAUGAGCAUGGUGCACAGGAUAUUGAUCGAUAAAGAGACCAAACGAGCGGUGGGCGUUGUGUUCGUGAAAGACAAACGUCGUUACAAGGUGUACGCGAGAAAAGAAGUAAUUCUGUGCGCGGGAGCUAUCGGAUCUCCUCAGCUGUUGAUGCUGUCGGGUAUUGGGCCCGCUGAACACCUGACGAAACUUGGGAUCGAAGUGAUCAAAGACUCGAGAGUCGGCGAUAAUCUCAUGGACCACAUAGCCCACGGUGGAAUGACGUUCGCGAUCAACCUGACAGUUGGUAUAACUCUGAUGGAAUUGAUGGACAUUUCCAAGUCAUACACUAGUGACUUUCUCUUAGAGCACAAAGGGGUCUUGACGAUCAGUGGAGGCUGCGAAGGGAUCGCCUUCGUGGACGUGGACGAUCCGAAGAAACGCGACGGACUCCCAAACAUGGAACUGUUGGCUCUAGCCAGCUCUAGUUACGGGCAGAAAAUCACCAUGGACAAUUUCGGUCUCAAUGACGAAUUAGUGAACAAAUACGCGCAGUUUCUAAAUGUGCCUUCGUGGGGAGUGUUCCCGAUGCUACUGCGGCCGAAAAGUCGUGGCUGGAUAAGAUUGCGGUCUAAAGACGCGAACGUUAAGCCAAUAAUCGUGCCGAAUUAUUACAACGAACCGGAAGACAGGAGGGUCAUGGUGAAAGGGAUUAGAUUAGCUCUCCAGCUUAGCAGGACGAAAGCCAUGCAGAAAUAUGAAACAACAUUUUAUAAUAGGACGAUCACCGAGUGCGAGAAAUACCAGUUUGACUCGGAUGAUUAUUGGAUAUGCAACGCAAGGGCACACACGUUGACUAUUUAUCACUAUAGCGGUACUUGUAAAAUGGGCCCUCGGAGUGAUCCUACCGCUGUUGUCGAUCCAACUCUGAAGGUAAUCGGAAUUAAAGGACUGAGAGUAAUUGACGCUUCCAUAAUGCCGGACAUACCAUCGGCUCACACAAAUAUUCCAGUGUACGUGAUUGCUGAGAAAGGAUCCGACAUGAUUAAAGAAGAAUGGGGAUACCUGAAGAGUUGAUUAACAGACUGAUAAGGCAGCAUCAACAUGGAAACUAAGCUAAACAAACUACUUAUUUUGUUAUUUCCUCUCCUGGGAUUCUCAAGAUAACUCAAAUUGUAUAGCAAAUGAAAUCCCACCUUUUCCCGCCGUCCCUUUUGUAUAUUUCUGAUCUUUA